AUGCACGUCUGUGCAGACCUUUGCUGUUGUUUUGGAGCUGCUGGUCGUGCGUGGAUUGUUUGCCAGUUUUCUCAUCAGUUUGGAUCAUUUUUCACACUGACUUGGAUGCAAUUAAGGGCCAUCUCUGGAUAAGAACGCCGAGGUGACGCGGACACUGGAAUAAACAUUAAACGCUGUUUGUGUGCGUGCGUGCGUGCGUGUGUGCGUGUGUGUGUGUGAGUGUGUGUGAGUGUGUGUGUGUGUGUGUGUGUGUGUGUGUGUGUGUGUAUAAGUAUAAUAAAUAUAUACAUAUACCGGAAUUAAUUCCACACAAUGAUUCAGUGUGCAAAUUGCGAAAAGCCAAUUGUAGACCGGUUCUUGCUGAAAGUUCUGGACCGACCUUGGCACGUUCAGUGCGUGCAAUGCUGCGAAUGCAAGUGCACUUUGACAGAAAAGUGCUUUUCCCGGGAAGGAAGACUCUACUGCAAGAAUGACUUCUUUAGGAGAUUCGGCACCAAGUGUGGAGGUUGUUCCCAGGGGAUUCUUCCCAGUGAUCUUGUCCGCAGAGCCAAGAGCAAAGUGUUCCACCUCAACUGCUUCACUUGCGUCAUGUGCAACAAGCAGCUGUCCACCGGGGAGGAACUUUACAUCCUGGACGAAUUCAAGUUCGUCUGCAAGGAGGACUACAACAACGGCAAAGAUACCAUCCAUCUCUCAGUGACGACAUGCAGCGAGACCAGUUUGUCCCCGGACUCCCAAGACCUGCAGCAGGAGGACGGCAAGGACUCAGAAGCGGGUCAUCUGUCGGAUAAAGACGUCUGUCCCAACGAGAACGACGAGCAGGGCGCGGUGGGCAAGAGACGCGGCCCUCGGACCACCAUCAAGGCCAAGCAGCUGGAAACCCUGAAAGCGGCUUUUGCGGCCACACCGAAGCCCACCCGACACAUCAGGGAGCAACUCUCGCGAGAGACCGGCCUCAACAUGAGAGUCAUCCAGGUAUGGUUCCAAAACCGUAGAUCCAAAGAGAGGCGCAUGAAGCAGCUGAGUGCUCUGAGUGCCAGGAGACACAUGUUCUUCCGCAGCCCCAGAAGGAUGAGAGCUUUGGGGGAGAGGAUGGACACUCCAGAGCUCGGACAUUUCUCCUACUAUGGAGAUUAUCCUCCUGAAUACUACGGUCAAGGCGGGAACUAUGAGUACUUCCAAGGCCCACCGUCAUCCCAGGCUCAGACCCCAGCAGACUUGGGUUUCGUGCCCUCCGCAGUCCCCGCUGGCACCCCACUCGGGGCCAUCGAGCACCGCCACCCAGGGCAUCACUGUCCAGGGGAGGUGCAGUGCUUCCCCGACGCCGUCCCUCACCAUCCCAUGAACUCGCCCAGUCCAGAGCCCAACGGACCGGGUUCCAUGCACAGCAUCUCCAGCGAGAUGUGUGGGCCCGGCACGCCUUUCACCACCGUGACCCUGGGCGACAAUGGAUACACCAACCAGCUGUCACAGCCCUCGUCAGAGGUGAGCGAAGGAACUGUGUGGUGAAGACUAGCAUACAUCCCUAUGUAUCUUAUUUAUUUAUUUAUUUGUUUAUUUAUUUAUUUGUUUAUUUAUUCAUUUAUGUAUUUAUUUGAUUGUAUUUCCCUAUGUUGUUUAUUUAUUUAUAAUAUUGCUCGCCUCCUUUAUAAAUCUCUAAGUGAUUGUACAUGGUCUGCAGUUGAUUGUAUUCAAAAAGGGACUCUGGUGGACCUCAUUGAUGAAGCAAUAAACACAUGGACUGUAAUGUUUGACAAAACUCAAUAUGCAUGUAAGCAUUCUUUUUUUUCCCAUUUAACCCUCAAAGUAUAUUUGGCACUUGUUUUUGUCCUUUGUGGUAAAUUGUUGCUCUAUUUUUGGCCAUAACUUUGGUCGUAUUACUCUGAAUGGAAUGAUUUUUUCGAAAAAGGUUUUUAUCAUGAUUCAUUUGAAUAUUUUAAUUUCAAAUACUUUCAUAUAUCAACGAUAGACUGGGAAAUAAUUUUAGUCCAAUAGAGUAUAGCUAAAGGAUAAAACGUGUUCAGUGUAUAAAACAUUUUUGGAUUCAUAUUUUCUUUUUACUGUUUUUUUGCUCAAACCUCUUAAUCAACUUCAGUAUUAAAUAAAAAUAUCAAAAAACAUUUAAUGUUUAAUAUAUUUAAUUUGAACCCAUUGAAAGCUCAUUUGAUCCAUUUGUCCUUUUUUUUAUUUCGAAAAAUUGCCGCAUCUAAUUCCUACACAACUAAUUCUAAACAGUAACUAUGGUAAAGUGUACACUGCAAAAAAGAGCUGACAAAUAUAAGACAAAAAGGUUACAUUAAGGGGGAGGGGGGGAUGCUAAAAAUUAUAAUGAAAUUGUAUGUCUAUGCAGCUCCUUAAUUUUACAUAAUAUGACAUCCUAAAUUAAGAUUUGUAUAUCUAGAAAUUAGCAGGACUUUUAAGAUAGAGUCUAGUAUUUUAUUCUGAAAACAAGCAUUAUCCUUCUUGCAAAUAUGAUGUAAGACAAUGACUAAAAAUAAGCAAAUCACUCUUAAAACUAGAGCAAUGCCUAGUAAUAAAAUUUUAAAGCUUGGUAAGUGGCGAAUAUUUUGCAGUGUACUUGUUUUAUCCAAAAUGAAACCCUGAAAUGUGAAAAUGCAUGAUUAUUUUGUCUAAUGGCUGUACAGUUAGACAAUGUAAUUCUAAUGGCAGUCAAUGGGAACGUGUUUUGUCCCCAAUUUUAAUCUGAGAAUGCAAAAAAAAAAAAUAAUGCAUCAAAACCAGUUUUAUUACUAAUCGUAUGUAUAUUUAAACCUGAUCUUUACCCCAGGUACCUCAGCCCUUUAUCAUUUACUGUAUGGACAAUAACUAAUUUUAUACAAAUCUGACAUACAGAUGGCAUUGAAAUGGUUAAAAUAAAAUAUAUAUUAAAAAAACAGGACAUGGUUGCUAUCUUUAUAUAGGACUUAAGUUGAUUGAGGGAUUUGAUCCAAAAAAAAGUGGAAAAAUAUGUUUUAUACACGCUUAACUGCCUGAGGACUUUUUUGUCCUUGAGCUACUCUAUGCCUUUUAAAUUAAGUAAUCCCCAGAGGGUUAAAUGACUUUUCAGUAUUAAAAAACAUAACAACCCAAGGGUGUAUACAAGGUUUCUGAUUGUCGCCUUCAUUGCAUUUGACCAAAAAGCUCUCUCAGGACUGUGAAGUUCGUUUUUACUUUUAUUUCAUUAUCUCAUUAUUAUGUGUCAAACCCUUCAAAAGGAUACAGGGCGUGUAUAUCUGAGAAAUAAUGUUUGUUUUUUUGUAUAGAAACUGCUUGGGCGACGAGUUUUUCAUCACAAAAACUUCAUGGGUGGUGAAAACUGAUACAAGUGAACACGUUGUCGCUGGGUUUUGUCUUUGCUUGCAGUUCUAGUGUGUAACUGAAACACACACACACACUCACACACACACACAAAUGUGGUGAUUUAACAGGAUUUAAACACUGUCUUCAUCAUUUACUGUUACCUUGCAACAAAUUACUGCAAACAUUACAGUACCCUUAUAUUUCACAGUAAAUUACUGUAAAUGUUACUGUGAAAGUAAUACAUUAUUAGUCAGGAAUUUACUGUGAAUUUACAACGAUCAUUUUUACAGUGUGGUUAAUUCUUCUGGAUUACUUCAUGCACACUGCAGCAGGAGUUAAUGUUUGUCAUGAGACGAUUGUUCAAAUUGUUGACCAUUCACUGUAUAUUGAAUAAAAUCCCAAUUAUUGUUUUUUGUCGAAAUCCACUUUUCUUUUCAGUCAUUUAUUCAGACUAAUCACU
Messenger RNA from Entelurus aequoreus (snake pipefish), 3760 nucleotides. Its product is annotated as LIM/homeobox protein Lhx1-like. The coding region runs from base 313 to 1509 and encodes 398 amino acids. Gene Ontology annotation, molecular function: RNA polymerase II transcription regulatory region sequence-specific DNA binding; DNA-binding transcription factor activity, RNA polymerase II-specific. The transcript has 5 exons. The record is from RefSeq and is a predicted model, not a curated record. Gene Ontology annotation, cellular component: nucleus. NCBI's taxonomy places the organism in Eukaryota, Metazoa, Chordata, Actinopteri, Syngnathiformes, Syngnathidae. Gene Ontology annotation, biological process: regulation of transcription by RNA polymerase II; neuron differentiation.